Molecule: messenger RNA, 369 nt
Organism: Geodia barretti
Lineage: Eukaryota; Metazoa; Porifera; Demospongiae; Tetractinellida; Geodiidae
Source: the annotation of a GenBank genome assembly
AUGCAAAAUCUUUUCUUUGCGCUGGGUUCGGGUUUGAGUCUACUUGGCGUUGUUUUUGGAGCGUUUGGGGCGCAUGCGCUGCGAUCAAAACUUUCACCAGAGAUGCUUGAGACAUUUGAAGUAGCAGUUCGAUAUCAGAUGUACCACAGUCUGGGGAUGAUUGCUGCGGCGUGGGCGGUAUCGCAGUGGCAGAACCAACUCACGGCUGCAUCGGGAUGGUGCUUUUUCGCCGGUAUCCUGAUUUUUUCGGGGAGUCUCUACAUCCUUAGCCUCACCGGUAUUCGAUGGCUCGGUGCAAUCACUCCGAUCGGUGGACUGGCAUUUAUCGUGGGGUGGGGGUGUCUGACACUCGCGGCGAUUCGUGCAUAA